This is a messenger RNA of Oryzias latipes (Japanese medaka), 751 nucleotides long. RefSeq names its product LLP homolog, long-term synaptic facilitation factor (gene llph). Gene Ontology annotation, cellular component: nucleolus. NCBI's taxonomy places the organism in Eukaryota, Metazoa, Chordata, Actinopteri, Beloniformes, Adrianichthyidae. The record is from RefSeq and is a predicted model, not a curated record. Gene Ontology annotation, biological process: dendrite extension. Gene Ontology annotation, molecular function: RNA binding.
GAUGGCAGCUUAGUGCAAGUCGUUUUUUCCAAGCCAUUCCUGUAAACACGUGCUGUGUUUAUGUCGCUACUAUAAAAACUUCAGAAAUAGUUAGUAAACAUGGCUAAAAGCCUCAGAAGCAAAUGGAAGCGUAAGAUGCGAGCGGAGAAGAGGAAGAAAAAUGCCCCAAAGGAGCUGGCUCGACUUAAACAAGCUCUGAGUAAUGACAAAAAAGGAGAGGUGGACAUGGCUGACCUGGAGGAGAUUGCUACUGUGGUGUCUCCUGAUAAGAUAAAGAAGCAGACAGAUGUUGACAUGGCAGAGGACGCGGCUGAAGGAUUGAAGAUGGACACAGAUAAGAAGCGCAACAAGAAAACCCUUUUGGAUGAAGACGGACGGUACCCUGUGUGGAUGAACCAACGCCAGAUCAAGAAACUGAAAGAUAAACGCAUGACAAAGAAAAGUGGAAAGGGCAAGAAGAAGAAGGGAAUUGCCUGGUGAAAUGGAGUAACUGAUUCAAAGACUUUUGAUACUAAAUUGCCGUGUCAGAUACAAACUUUCUGCUGCUGUGACUUCUUUAGUGGACUGUCAGAACUGUUGCUCCACCAUAUUCCAAUAGGAACCUUUUUAUUUUUGAGAAAUGUGUUCCUAUGUAAAAACAGUAUGAUUUACGUUCACAGUGGUUCCUAUAAGAGGAUGAACAGUAUUUUCUGCUUGUCUACUUCCUAAAUUGUGUCAAAUAUUAAUGCAAACAAUAAAUACCAUAAAACAA